CCCACUUUGAGUUUGAGACUAAUAAUGCUUGGAGACGGCUUGAAUGGGAAGAAAACACUGGCCCAGGAAAUAGGCAAAAUAAGAAUGUUCAGUAUGGUGAAAUGUAUAUUUUAGAAGACAAAACUAAAAACAGCAAGUACUUUCAAACAUCUGAAAAGUUUAUGAAAGAUACUGCCUUUGAAUCUAAAAGCAAACAAGAAAUCAGUACUGAAGAAAUAAAAGACCAUCUGAAGGAAUGGAUAGGAGAAAAAUUACACAAUCUAAGUAUCAAAGAAAAAGACUUGGAUACCACUUCUGGUAUAACUGAUGAUGCAUACACCAUUCAGAGUGAUCUUAGUUGCAAUUUGAGUGAUAUUUCUUCUACAACAACUGCCACAGAAAAUAACAAGGAAGAAAUUUGUGUCUUGUCAGAAAAUGGACUUGAUGUAGAUGAUAUAAAACUUGUAGAAGGUUUGCUGGAGAUAGAGAGGCUAGACCAACAACUUGCCAUGAAACAGGCAGAAGAACAAAAAUUAAAAGAAAAGAGAUUAAACUUUAAAAAACUGUUUGAAAGUGAACUUGAGCAGCUAAACUUAUUAAAAAGAAAAGAAUCACAAGAAGAAAGGGAAAACACACUGAAGUACAUAGCCUGGGAAAGCGAAAGACCAGAAAAUACCAGAGAAAGAGAAUAUGAUAACAAGCAGGCUGUAUGCAUAAGGCCAAUUUUUCAGACUCAGCUCCCAGAAGAUGAAAGUGAUCAUCAUCAUACAGUUCAUAGUGUUUGUAAGGAAGAAGGAAAAAAAUUAACAAUUGAGGGAGUGAAACUUCAAAAAAACAAUGAACAACAUUUGGAAACCAACUUUAUAAAAAAAAAUGUGGAGCUGGUUAUGGAUGCUUGUGGUAUCUUCUCUUUAACAAUGCAAGAAAAGCAAAGAUUAGAUCAACUAUUGCAAGACCUGAGUACUGAAGAUCUUGAGGGUUAUAAUGAAAGCGAAGAUAUGUUACAGCUAUCAAUGGCUCUAGGAAAGGGAUUUGUUCCCACACAAGAAGAACAAAAUACUCUGGAAUCUAUAGAAAAUAAACUCAAGUUUUUGCUACAGAAUGAUUAUCAUAAAACAGAAGAAAAGUUCAACAAUGCACAGGAUAGGUUGCAGGAGCAAGAUUUACAUCAUAGGAUGAACAAUAUCAACAUUGAACUAGAAAAGCUGAAUAGUACUUCUAAAGAAAAGCUGUGCAAUUCUGAACUUCAAGAUUUAGUGAUGAAAUGUUCUCAAGAACUGGAAAACCUGUCAAUUAAACCUCAGUUAAGCUAUGCUGAAAUCACAGAGUUAAUAAAUGCUGUGAAGUAACUGUACAAAUACAACUGUAUUGAGUAAAUAAGCUUGUAUAAUAUAUUUUUACGGUAUUUAUAUAUUUUUAAAUUAGGAGAUACAUUUUUGGGUAUCUUUUCACUGAAACAUUUAAGUAACUGCUUAUAGUUAUUUAAAUUUUUAAUUUUGUCAUUUUUGUGAUUCAGAUGAGAAUUGUAUAUGAAUUUCAAUGUAUUAUUGACAUGAAAAAAUUUGAAGACCAUUUUUUAAAUAUUGUGCUAGUUUAGUAAAACACAUGGAAAUAAUAUUUUAAUUAUAUAAGCAAAAGACUGACAAAAAUUUCAUUUGAAUUCAUAUAAAGAAUUUUUAAAUGUUUAAUUUUUAAAGAUUCACAAGACAUAAAUUAAUGUAAAAACUGUUGUUAAACUGGGGCAGUGUGGUUAAUUUAAUACUUUGGUCUUGUAAUUAAAAAGUUGCUGGUUUUGAAGCUCCUCUGCACACAAUCAUUGUGUUGUUGAGCAAAGCACUACCCAAACUUUGCUUCAGUCUACCUACCUGAGGGUUAACCUUCAAUGUUCAGGAGGAAUGUGAAAAAUGUUUGUUUUCUUUUGCCAAAAGAAACAGGAAUUGAGCAUUGUCCCUGUGUGCCUUUAACGUGUUCACUGCCACCAGUAGUAUUUUACUAAUAAAUUAAGUAUAAGUAAAAUAAACAUUCAAGAGGUGCCGAGGAGCAGUCACAUUGUCCCAAACUCACGUGCCACAAGAAAUAUUAAGCUUUGAAACAUAAUUUUCUAGGACCCACAGGUAUGUCAUGCAGUCCAUAACCAAAAGUCAGUUGUGACCCACUGGUAGGGCAUUUGGCAGCAAAUGUGUUAAGAUUCAACUAACUUUUAACUUAAUUUCUUGACUUAGCCUACAUAAUUCAAUAAGUAAACAGUGGUUGUGUUAGAAAAGAAUGUGUGCCCUGGAUGCAACGUAAAUCAGUUGGAUGGAAAAAAUACUUGUUCAUUUAUUGAACACGCAAAACUGGGAAAGUUAUGCAAUAGUUCAUUAAGAUGCAUCUUAACCCUUUCAGUACCAUGUGGGUAUCACUAAUAUCCUUUGUUUUCUUUUAACUGUGGAAAUAUUUGACUAAAGUACAUGAAACUUGGAAACAGUUUACUAAAUACUUAAAUAAUCUCUAGUUCUGGCUUAAAGAAAUUCAUAUUUGAUUUAGUUUUACUAUCAUUUUUGUUGUGAAAUGCACAAAUUUUGAUUAUGAGAUGCUAUUUUGAAAAACUAUAAAAAAUACUUCCUUCCAUUGUAUAUUUUUUUUUUCAAUGUUGACAAAACAAAUUCCAUAAUCAUAUUCUCAACUCCCAAAGAAGCUGCUUGAUUGUAGAACACAGUAAACACUUAAUUAUUCUUUUGAUGGAAGGGUUCAGCAUCAAACAUUUCAGCUGUAGAUGUGUGAUCAAAAUCAUUACUACUGUAGACAGGCACUAGUUCCAGCUUUAAAAAUGCAUAAUAACUUCAUUUGAGACACACUGUCUUAGGGCUUUUUAAAGUGCAUAAUAAAAUUGAGAAUAUAAUCCAUUGUGUUAGUGUUAAACUGUUUAACUUUAGCUUUUCAUUUUUGUUGAUUUUUUAUUAAAUGACUUAAAAUAAACUCAAAACAAUGUUA
Molecule: messenger RNA, 2952 nt
Organism: Limulus polyphemus (Atlantic horseshoe crab)
Lineage: Eukaryota; Metazoa; Arthropoda; Merostomata; Xiphosura; Limulidae
Product: fibrous sheath-interacting protein 1-like
Exons: 9
Coding region: 102-1328 (408 amino acids)
Source: RefSeq, a predicted model, not a curated record